Molecule: messenger RNA, 753 nt
Organism: Caenorhabditis briggsae
Lineage: Eukaryota; Metazoa; Nematoda; Chromadorea; Rhabditida; Rhabditidae
Exons: 3
Coding region: 1-753 (250 amino acids)
Source: RefSeq, a predicted model, not a curated record
AUGUUUUCAGUUCUCAUCUCCCUUAUCGUUGCCACGUGGUUCUCUCCAGAAUUCCACGCGGAAGGAGCUGUUGGCUCCGAUUUGAACUGCACCACCUACAAUGACACUGCAUUCGUCUAUUCGAAUACAGCUACAAUUUGUGCCAAUGUGAUUAGUGAUGCUGCUUGUGCCGUUUUAUAUCCAUCUGACACAACUGGAGCAGUGGCUCCUGGAAAUGACAAUGGACGUCCGUUAACUUGUUAUACAACAGCAACAACCACUCCAGCAGCUAUCGUUCAGGAUAUGAAGAUUGCCGCUAUUGCUGACUGUCCAGCCACGUGUGGAUACUGUUGUGAAACUUCUGCAUAUGAUUGUGCUAAUGUUGCUUACCCACGCCUCGAUUGUUCCACCAUCACGAGUGCUCAAUGCCUCUCUGCCACGUGGCGGACGAUCAUUGCGGAAGAUUGCCCAUCUGCUUGCGGUUUCUGUGGUUCCGGAGGUUGUGUGGAUGCUGUUGUGGACUGUGCUAACGAUGUUACCAUUUGCACUACCGUUGGAAUGCAAGACUUCGUCAAUGAAUAUUGUCAAUACACAUGUGGACGUUGUGCUUCUUCCACGACUUCAUCAUCUGGAUCAUCCAGUUCAUGCACUUCAUAUGCUGCCGAUUCCAGCUCUGCGUGUGCCGACUGGGCAGCCAAUGGGUUUUGCACCAACACAUUCUAUACAGUAGCCCAAAGAACUGCGUAUUGUGCAACGACAUGCAAACUUUGCUGA